AUGGGGAGCUUUGUUUUCAAGUGGGAUCAUCCUGCCAGCGAAGUCUACGUGACUGGCUCUUUCGACGACUGGAAGAAGACGGAGAAGCUAGAAAAGGUUGGCGACCAUUUCGAGAAGAACGUCUCCCUACCCGACGCUUCUCGCAAAAUCGAUUACAAGUUUGUUGUCGACGGUGAAUGGGUAGUUGACCACACUGCUCCUAAAGAAACGGACGCAAGCGGAAACGAGAACAACUUUCUGACCCCUGAGCGAAUCAUUUCUGAGGCUCCCGCUACAACCGCUAUAAUGAGUUCUGCUGCCCCAGAUUCCACCACAGCCGCCCUAGCUGCCUCUGCUCCCUUAGAAAAGGAGACUGAGGGAAAGAAGACUGCGGAUGUCGGGAAUUUACCUGGGACUUUUCCCGAGACACCUGCUGCUGAAUUCGGUGUCAACCCACUUCCCGCUGCCGCAGGCGCUGUGAACCCUAUCAAGCUUGCGCCCGGUGAGAAAGUGCCAGAAGGAUUGGCUGCUGAGAGUACUACCAGCAACGUCAAAUUAGAUCCUGAAUCGUAUGAAAAGAGCGACGCACUCCCAGGAGGUGUCCCCGUCAUUCUCUCUUCGGCUGCUCCAGAAUCCACCACUGCAGCUCUAGCAGCUGGGGUCCCCAUCGAAACCAAAGUGCCCGAGAUUGUUAAAGAAAGCCAAGAGAAAGCACAUGCCGACCCCGAGGCGAGCGCAGUGCCUGAAGAGGUUGAGGAGAAGGCAGCUGUUGAGAAGGAGCUUUUAGAAAAAGUGAAGGCGGCCCCGACAACCUCUGAGGGUACUGCAGGUCAAGGAACCGAAAAGACCGAGGAUGUCGUUACUCCGGGCGAGGCUGCGGCCUCUAUUGCUGCUGCCGUAUCUGUGGCUGCUGGUACCGCUGUUGCUGGUGCUGCCGUCGCUAAAGAUACUGCUGUGGAAAAGACACAGGACGCUCUUGCGGCGGCUCAGACUAGUGCUACUUCGGCCGCUGCGCAGCUUCCUGACUCGGUGAAGGAGAAGUUGCCCGAGUCUGUUCAGAACGCAAUUGGCACAACGCAGAAAGAAGAGGUUAGGGAAGAAGUUUCGCCUGAGGCACCUGCUGAAGUAAAGGCAUCUAUCACCGAGGCUGGCAAAUCUCCUGAGGCAGCCGCCAACACAGAGGCCGUCGAAGAGAAGAAGGCUGUCGAGGCCGAGCUAUUGAGCCAAAUUAAGGCUGUUGAUUCGUCUGCAAACGGCGAGCCUCGCGAAGAGAUUUCGUCCGAAGUUCCCGCUGCGGUUAAAGAGUCUAUUGACGAGUCUGGAAGAUCUCCUGAGGCCGCUACGAAUACGGAGGCUGUUGAUGAGAAGAAGGCCGUUGAGACAGAGUUACUAAAAGAGGUUAAGCCUACAGAGACGAUCGGUGAAUCAGCUAAGAAGGAGGAGGCCCCUGCGGCAACUGAGGCUCCAGCGAUGAAGGAGACUCCAGCUUUGGCGGUACCGGCAACGACGGAAGCGCCGGCUACAUCAGUGGCUGCUGCUACCACAGAGACCCCAGCUGUUGACACAUCUAAGCCAACGGAGCAGACGGCGGCAACGAACGGUUCUAAGGCCGCUGCUGAUCCAACAACACCCGCCAAGCCAGCUGAGCCCAGUAUUGCAUCGUCCAGCAAGGCUGGCGAUAGCCCGGCCACAGGAGAAAAGAAGAAGAAGAACCGACUUAGCGCCAUGUUCGGAAAGGUGAAGGCAAAGUUCUCCCACAAGGAUUAA
Xylaria bambusicola is the source of this 1746-nucleotide messenger RNA. RefSeq lists its product as uncharacterized. The transcript has 4 exons. The record is from RefSeq and is a predicted model, not a curated record. Gene Ontology annotation, biological process: signal transduction. Gene Ontology annotation, molecular function: protein kinase binding. The coding region runs from base 1 to 1746 and encodes 581 amino acids. NCBI's taxonomy places the organism in Eukaryota, Fungi, Ascomycota, Sordariomycetes, Xylariales, Xylariaceae. Gene Ontology annotation, cellular component: nucleotide-activated protein kinase complex; nucleus; cytoplasm.